Messenger RNA from Staurois parvus, 276 nucleotides. The record is from the annotation of a GenBank genome assembly. NCBI's taxonomy places the organism in Eukaryota, Metazoa, Chordata, Amphibia, Anura, Ranidae.
GGCACAGGUGGGGGCACUGCUGGGAAUGGGUAGGCGGGGCUAGUGGGCGCACAGCUGAUCGGAACUUGCGGGGGUCACUGCUGGGCACCGAUCAUCAGGGCACUGAUCAUCAGUGCCCUGAUGAUCGGUGCCGAUCCCCGCUCUGACAACUGCCGGUUCUCGGCAGUACUUUCCUCACGAUCUGACAGCUGCCGGUUCUCGGCUGCACUUUCCUCACACUGUCAGAUCGUGAGGAAAGUACUGCCGAGAACCGGCAGUUGUCAGAGCGAGGAUCGG